AUGUCUAUCCAGCAUUCAUUCAGUGCAUUUUUUCUCGUUCAAACAGUUAAAGGGUUUAGUGGUAUCGCCGCAAAUCUCGCUUUGGCCGUCGCACUUGCUAAACUUUAUAACACAACUAUUUACUCAAAAUACAAAUACCGUAUUCGAUUCUGUUGGUGGGGCGCGGAAGAAGUUGGAUAUCUUGGAUCCAGUUAUCAUGUGAGAAAAGCUAAAAAUGCUACAGCUCCGGGUGAACGUCUCGCAGACUAUCUUAUCAAUCUUAAUUAUGAUAUGAUUGCUUCGCCUAACUUCAUUUUUGGUGUCUAUCAUAAUCAAACAGCAAGAAAGGGAAUUCCAAGCAAAGCGAUACAUGGCAUUGACAAAGUCGCCGAUCUCUUUCGUGAAUGGUUCGAUGCACAAAAUCUACCGUGGACUACUACGGAUUUGGAUGGACGAACUGACUAUGCGCCAUUUUUAACUGAAGGUAUCGUUGUUGGUGGAUUAUUCUCAGGUGCCGAGGACGUCAAAACUGUAGAGGAACGCAAUCGUUAUGAUCAUUUUCUUGGUCAAGGAAUGGGUGGACUUGCUGAUAGUGUUUGUGACCCGUGUUACCAUAAAGCAUGUGAUUCAAUCCAAAAUGUCAAUAUAUUUGCUUUAGACAAGAUGGUAAAAGCAGCAGCUUACGUUCUGGAAAAGCUAGGCGAAGAAUCUGAUUUACAGGGAUGGCUUUAUCCAAACUAG
Messenger RNA from Adineta ricciae, 720 nucleotides. Lineage: Eukaryota; Metazoa; Rotifera; Eurotatoria; Adinetida; Adinetidae. The record is from the annotation of a GenBank genome assembly.